Molecule: messenger RNA, 1122 nt
Organism: Iphiclides podalirius (scarce swallowtail)
Lineage: Eukaryota; Metazoa; Arthropoda; Insecta; Lepidoptera; Papilionidae
Source: the annotation of a GenBank genome assembly
AUGGCUUCUCUUAUAGAAAUGAGUUUGGAAGAUAUUAUUCAAAAAAAGAAGAGAGAAAAUUUGAAGAAUAAAAAUAAGAUAAAAAAACAAUUGCCUUCUCAAACGAGAUUGCCUGUCCAGAAACAAAAAAUUAUCGACGCAAGGAAUAAAAUAAUAUCAAAAAAAAGGACUAAAAUUACAGAUGCUAGGGAAAAACUAGCAGAACUUGCUAAACAAAAGGAUGCUCGCCUAAAAUUACAGCAGUCACGAGAAAAAAGAAUGGCAAUGACCAGAGGGAUGAGACAAGGUAGACCGUUUCAAGGACAAGAAAUGUUUUCUAAAUCAAAUCAAAGAAGAGAUAGAGUUUUUGUUGACCCAUCGAGGCAGGUAAUAUCUCAACCUCUUUCUUUAAGUAAACUAUCAUCAUCAAGACUCCAAACUCAAAAUAAUAGCAAGAAAAGGUUUAUUGAUAAUAAUAAAGCUCUUGAAUCCCAUGCUAAAGUUAAUACAUUUAUAUUAAAACCUAUACUUCGCACUGUUAAAAAUGACAUUGAAAUUAUUGAUGACCCUAUGGAGGAAGAAUAUAUUCCCCGAAAAAACUCAUUGUCAUUGUCUAAUCGGAAAGCAAGUGUACAGUUAAAAAUAAUUGCGCAUAAUAAUGAUAUACCCAACAAUAAAAUUUCAGCUGUUCAAAGAAGCACAAAUAUAGAAAAAGAAUGGAGCCCGCCAAAACCAGCAUCUAUCCUUAAAAAGCGACCAAUGGCUGCUUUGCGAAAUGAUAAGAAAGAGGAAAAAUCUGAUAAACCGGCUCUAGAAUAUAGGAUAAUUGUCAGUAAUCUGCGUAACACUGUGACAGGAGGAGAUAUUGAAGAAUUGUUUGGUGAUGUGGGUGGAAUGUUGGAAUCUCGGUUAGUACGUCCUGGCACAGCUGAAGUAAUUUACAAAAGUUUAGAAGAUGCCCAGAGAGCUGUAGAUUUAUAUCACAAUCGUCAAUUAGAUGGUCAACCAAUGAAUUGCCUCCUUGUGACGCCAAGGUCAACAUCUGCAGUAACUCGGUCCAACACAAAACCUGCAUUAUAUAGCACUAAUUCGAAUGUAGAGCCAGAUAUAUCAACUUUCCAUAAAGUUUUGUUCAGUCACUUG